AUGAGCUCAUACCGGAAGACGCCCUCGGCGGUUCGCACGGCGCGCCGCAGCGUCGCGUGGGGCGGCGGCAAUGGCUGCGCCCACGAGCCAGCGGCAAGGCAGCGCAAGAGACCUUGCCCUCGCGUGCUUGCCGUUGCCGGGAGAGAAAAUUGCGGUGACGGAGACGUACUCAAGCUGUUAUUUUUGGCAGUUGUCUCAUUACACACACGAGAUGCUCUGUCUUUCGAUCGGGGAGCCCUGCUAAACAAACAGCCACUUCCAAACGUCCUUUCCUGUUCGCCUUUGCGUGUUCUUUCUGUUCCAUUAUCGGAAAAGUCGUGGCGCGAGAUUGUUACGUUGCCUACAGAGACCGGCUGUUACUACAAUUUCCAGCACUACGAGGAAGGAGAUCGAAUAAUAACGAACGAACCAUGCCUAAACUGCACUUGCCAUAAUCGGAUGCUCAUGUGCUAUCUGAGGGUAUGUCCCUUCUCCAAAGCUAUUGGUCAAGACUGCACCGUUGAGAAGAAACCCGAGCAGUGUUGUCCAGUCAUCACAUGUCCAGAAGUUCCUGUUCAACUUGUAACGAGUUCUACUACAGCAGCUACUCCCCCCGCUCCAACAUCAGGAUCAUCAGCUGUAGGUCACCCUGAUAAUUAUGGAUGCACUAUUGAUGAGGUCUUCUACACUGAUGGAGCAAAGGUUCCUGGAGAUUCCAGCAAGCCAUGUGAAUUGUGUUACUGCAUUCGUAACAGAACUGCUUGUGUAAUGCAAGAAUGUACAUUACAUGUAGAAGGGUGCCAGCCUGUAUAUGCAGAUGGUGUAUGUUGUCCUGUGCGAUAUGACUGUGAUUACCAAGAAGCAACAGAAGCAACUCUUCCCGAGACAACAGUUCGACCCACUCCUGGUUUAAUUCUAACUACUACACCAGGUCCCUUAGACUGUCAGCAUGAUAACGAAGUAUAUGCUGAUGGUGCAAUGUUACCAAACACCAAUCCUUGUGAAUUCUGUUACUGCAUGAAGGGAGAUAUUGUGUGUGCUGUUCAGGAAUGUGGUACUCCUCUUGAACGAGAGGGCAAGAACUGCACUGCCCUGCCCCCACAGCCAGGAUCUUGCUGCCCUCAGCAAUACCAAUGUGAGCCUGAGAUAAGUCAAGCAAACGACCUAUCCUUGAGGCAGAAUCGCAAACAUGAACACGAUGCCGAUGAUAAUGGUACCCUCCCACUUGACAUUAUGAAUCAAGAGAAGCAUCCAGACACUCCAGAAUCCAGUCAGCCAUCCAGUGAUAACGAGCCAACAACCCAGGCUACGCCAGUGGAGCCAUCAGUCGUUGACAAUGAAAUUGACUCACCUGGAGGAGCUAUCAUUGAGCAAAGUACUUCUGAUGAGGACUCACCCACCAUUGCUCAAAAACCAGAAACUACAGAUGGUGAAACACCAGCCUCUCAUCCAAUUGAAGAAAAAGUACCAGAACCUUCUGUUGUAGAGCAGGAUCAUGAACAAACCAUUUCACAGGUUGACCAAUCAUCAGAUAAUCAACAUCCAGUAAUUAGUGAGACUGAGCAAGUUGAUCAAUCAUCAGAUAAUCAACAUCCAAUAAUUAGUGAGACUGAGCAAGAAAAUAUUCCUCCGAGCGAAACAUCUCCUGCGACAAUUGAACAUGUGAAACCAGCAGAAAAUGAGGGAGCAAUUCAGGAAUCUACAGCUAAGCCAGAGGGUUCAGAUGGCAUAAUCGAACAAGAACAAGAACACAAACCAGAAGGUAACGAAUCACCCGUCUCACCUUCGGAAGAAAAACCUUCAGAACAGACAGAUUCACAAACGUCUGCCGGCGAAUUAGACUCAACGGAAAAACCAACACAUUUAGUCACAGAACCUGUUGAAGCAGAAACAACGGUCCCACCAGCUUCUCCAGAUGAAACCACUCUUCCUUCUGUAGAUGAGCAUGUUCCACAUGACCACGAGAAACAACCCAUUGAUGAGGAAUUGCCUUCGGAGGCUUCCACAGACCAACCCCUUCAAGAAUCUUCGCCCUCAACAACUAGUCACGAAGCGAGUUCUGACACAUCCUCAGUUGAUGAAUCGACUAAUGUUCCUGUAGAUGAAAACAUUAUAACAACAGAUGCCAUAAAACCUGAAGUAUCAACAGAUUCACCUGUUGAAUCUACUUCCGUUCCUGAGCAAGAAUCUCAAACAACUGGAGAGGCUUCACACGAAGAUCCCUCAGACUACUCUACACCUUCAGCAGAAAGUGAACAACCAGAAGUUCCUGAGCACGUGACAGAAGCUGUAAUAUCUGAAUUUCCAGAGUCAACCGACCAACCACAGAAACUCCCUUCGACGUAUGCUCCAGAAACGGUAACUGAAGGUUCUGGAUCAGAUAGUCAAGGAACAGAGCAAGAAUCUACAUUGUCACCAUCACCAGGUGAAUCCGAUGAAAGCGAACCAGCGCUAGGAACAUCCACAGAGGGCCCAUCCAUUUCUGAUACAGCUAAGCCUGAUUAUAGCUCAUCCGAUACAACUGAAUUACCUUCUGGUCCUUCAACAUCUUCGGAAGAACAUAAACCGGAAGAUACUCACGUGUCAGAUGAGCACACAACUUCAGAGCAGGGUACCGGUGUACAGGAAGAAACUCAUGAAUCUUCUGAACAUCCCCCGACAGAGCCUGUAUUGUCGGAGACUGAAAUUCCCGAUCAAAUUGGAGAACAGCCAACUCAAGCACCUGAUUCUGUGACUGGGCAAGAAGACGAAAAAGAAGUUACAUCUCAAUCGGUUGAACCAUCCGAAGCUCCUGAACACCACCACCCAUCUAUUGAUCAGACGUCUGACACGGCUGAAGGCAUAACAGAGUCGGGAAUAAAAGUUACUGAAAAAGUAGAUGAUUUGACUUCUUCUGAAAUAAUUACUGGCGGUGGUAUUGCUGGUGCACCCACUACAGUUCCAGAGCAAGGACCGGAAGGAAUAUCUCCUACAGAAUCGACUCCAGCGCAUGGAAUUGUCCCAGGAGAAGGCAAUUGUUUAGUGGAAGGUCAGAGUUAUCAGAACAAUUCAGCCAUUCCACCUUUGAACCCGUGUGUUUUGAGCUGCAGAUGUGUGAGUAGUAUUGUUCACUGUGUAAAGGUUACAUGCUCUCCCCCACCGGCAGGACAUAAGAAUUGCAUACCAGUGAAAGAUAAGAGUGAUGCUUGCUGUGACACAUAUCUAUGCGAUGGUGAUUCAACCCCUACUCUUGAAUCCGAUAGUCACAUGGCUGGAGGUGCCACAACCGGGGAUGGAAAAUUGCCGGAAUCAACUCAGGAAUCAGUAGACGAAUCUGCAACAGGAGUGCCAGAAUCUGGAAAACCUGAAACGUCUGAGGAAUCGUCUUCUCUUUCUCCUGAAGCAGUUGAAGCUGGAGGUCCGGAGCACACUUCAAGUGAAGGGGAAGUUUCUUCGGGUGUAUCUGAUUCAUCUUCAGAGGGUGCGAUUGAACAUGAGAAACCUGCUGAAUCUAUCGACUCGGAACACCUAAAUCCCACUUCUCCAGAGCCAAUCGAAUCUGAAAAUCCAGAAUAUUCAUCGCAACAUCCGGAUGUCCAUCCCAUUGGCAUUGUUCCAAUUGAUGAAGAAGGCGCAAGCAUUUCUCAGAAGCCAGACAAACCAGAAGAAUCUCAAGAACCAGAACAUCCACUUCCUGAUGUUUCAGGCGUUGACGAAACUUUACCGGACGAACAAAUUGCUCAUCCAGGAGUAACUUCAAAACCGGAACAAUCUCUUGAAAUAGAUCAUACAGAUACGGUGCAACAGACGUUAGAAACAGAUGAUGCAAGUAGCAAACCAGAAGAUCAUGAACACCCAGUACAGACAACUGACAUUGAAUCGUCGGGAACUUCUGAGGCGCAACGACCAGAUGAACACCCUGUCGAACCUCACGGUACUGAACUUCCAGUGGAAAUGGAGCCUACUGGAACCCCUGAAAUAUAUCAGCCAACACUCCUUCCCAUUUUACCAGUUGAAGCAGAAGGUACAGAUGCGGGGGAUUCUGGGAAACCUCAAACGGAACAACCAAUUGACGCAGAACUUCCGGUUCAACCUGAUAAUUCACACGUUGCUGAAACUGAGGUUCCAGAACAGCCACCAUCCUCGGUCACGGAGCAGUCUGUAACUGUAGAAUAUCCAUCAUCACCGGCAGACGUUGGUAAACCUGAAGAACCUACACCAUUCGUUACUGAAAAACCGUCUCUUCCUGAGCAAGCAGUUGAACAAGAACAGCCUUCGCAACCGGAACCACCUACCUCCAGUGGAAGUGAAUCAGAUCAAACUCUUCCUGAAUCUAGCACAAGUGAAUCGGAAACGGGCGCAACAGAACAACCACCAGUCGUGGAUACCAAACCUUCUCAGGAAUCUGUCGAAGCUAGUGAAUCAGAUGUGACUCAGCCAGAGCACCCUGAAGAAACUACUAGUUUAGGGGAAUCAGAAGGUGACAGCAUUGUAGGUAUUGAACACCAAGAAGAAACAGAACAUAGUACCCAAUUGCCUGAUGAAGACCACGAAAUUUCAAAACCAUCAGACACUGACAAUCAAAAGCCUGGAACAAUCGAACCUUCAGAGAUCGAAGGCUCGGGCACAGAAUCUACUCAAUCACCCCAACCUGAGGACGUCCAACCUGAACAGCCUAAACCUGAAGAGCCGCAACCUGUCGAAUAUCAACCUGACGAACUUCCUACACAGUCUGCCACUAAGCAGCCUGAAAUUGAAACUCAGACGGACACGUCCCAUCCUGAAGUACCUCAUAUAGACCAGCCACAACCUGUAGAAUCCCAACCUGAUGAGCCUGAGAAUGUCAAUUUACCCCCCACAGACCAACCACAAACUGAGCAAUUUCAACCUGAGGAGACUCUUCCCGACCAAGAAAAACCAGAGGAACCCCAGCCAGUAGAUGUUCAAACAGAACACCCAUACACUGAACAGCCUCAAACUGAACUCUCUCAAACUGAACAAUCUCAUUUUGAACAAACUCAUCCAGAACAGCCUCAAACUGGAGAGCAUCAACCUGUUGAAGCUCAGCCUGAGCAAAUUCAAACUGAAGAGCCACAACCUGUUGAGGCCGAAACUGAACCGCCUCAAGCUGGAGAAGCACAACCUGUUGAGGCCCAAACUGAACUAUCUCAAACAGGAGAGCCACAACCCGUUGAGGCCCAAACUGAACCACCUCAAACUGGAGAACCACAACCCAUUGAUGCUCAAACUGAACUACCUCAAACUGGAGAGCCACAACCCGUUGAGGCCGAAACUGGAGAACCACAACCCAUUGAGGCCCAGCCUGAACAACCUCAAACUGGAGAGCCACAACCCGUUGAGGCCCAAACUGAAUCACCUCAAACUGGAGAAUCACAACCCGUUGAGGCCCAGCCUGAACAACCUCAAACUGGACAUCCACAACCCGUUGAGGCCCAAACUGAAUCACCUCAAACUGGAGAACCACAACCUGUUGAGGCCCAAACUGAACUAUCUCAAACUGGAGAGCCACAGCCCAUUGAGGCCCAAACUGAAUCACCUCAAACUGGAGAACCACAACCCGUUGAGGCCCAAACUGAAUCACCUCAAACUGGAGAACCACAACCCGUUGAGCCCCAAACAGAAGCACCUCAAACUGGAGAUCGUCAACCUGUUGAGGUCCAGCCUGAAAGUCCCAACACUGAACAACCACAAACUGAGCAAGCGCAAACCGAACUAUCUCAACCUGACGAAUCUCCCAGUGAGCAGCAUAAACCUGAAGAGGACUAUUCUGAACAUCCCAUCACUGAACAACUUCAAACUGAGACACCUCAGACAGAACAAUCCCAACCUGAGGUACCUCACCCCGAAGAACCUCAACCUGAUGCGCCACAACCUAUAGAAUCUGAAACUGAACGGCAUCCGGUCGAGUCAACUCAUACGGAACAACCUGAAACAGAACCCCAAACUAUUCUUCCUCAAGAAAUUCAACCUGAACAUCCAGAAGAACUGCAUCCUGUUACGACCAAGCCAGGAUAUCCUAUUUCUGGAGAAUCUCAAACGGAACAAUCUAUUUCUUCAACUUACCCAACAGAAGGACAUCCCACAGCUCACGAGGAAACCCAGACUCCACCAAGUAUACCUGAAGCAAAACCAGAGGAAGAUCAUUCGAAACCUCAAGGGGAAAUCAGUGAGACUGUGGGUCCUGUAGAAGCCAGUGAAGCAGAAGGGUCAACUACAGAACGUUAUCCUGAGGAAGUUGCAACAACUCAAUCACAUUCUUCUCCAGGAAUUCAAAUGUCUACCGAAGAUGAGCUCCACAUUGUAACUUCUUCCCCAGAAGAUUCUGGUUCGCCUAACAGACCUAUUGAUGGUGGUAGUCUUACACUUGAUCAAGAUGCAGACCAAAGUUCAUCUGAGCCGGGCCAGGAAGGAACAACUCAACAACCAGUGUCUCAUGUUGAAAUAAGUGAACAGUCAUCUACUCAAUCUGCUGAAAUUGGUCAUGUCCCAGAUGAGCCUCAUCUUGCCACUACCGGACCAUUAGAACCAGAAUCUACUACAUACCCUGUUGAAUCUGCUCAACCUGUCCAUCCUCAAGAGCCAAAUGUGGUUGAAACAGAUGAAUCUGAUAUAAGUGGUCCAUCCACUGAUCAAUCUCAUGUGCCUUUGGACCAUUCUGAAGCAGAACCACAUCCUUCUGGUGAAGAUGGAGAAGUUCAAACAACAAGUGAAUAUGGUAUUACCACCCCUAUUUCUCAACCAGAACACGCACAGACUUCAAAAACUGAUGAACCAUCUGAAUUGCCAACACCAGCCCCAACAACAUUUGUAGAAGGUGAAAAAGACGAAGAAACAUUUAAACCAACUGAAAUUGUGCCAGAAGAAGAUAAACAGACACCGGGUCCUGUUGAACCAGUUGAAUCCGAACAACCUGUAGGAACUGAAACGUAUCCAAGACCAGAUGUGAUAACUACCCAUCCGUCUGAUCAGACAUCAACAGCUAUUUCUGAAGCUGGUUCUGAUGAAGUGUCACAUGAUAAGAUCACUACUACAUACAGGCCACAAAUGGAAUCUGAGGGAUCGCAGGCAUCCGAGUCACCGGACGAAGGCGAAGAACCUCAAAUGACAACAGAAAAUGUUUUAGAUGAAAAGCCCACACCUGGUGACGUAGAGCCAUCAGUAAUUGAUUCAGAACAGCCCACAUCAUCUACUGACAUUGAAAAGCCUACAGAGACGGAGCACGCUGAGUCUGAGAAACCUACGCCAGAUCAGGAACUGGAAAGUCCACAAAGCACAUCUGCCUCCACCCUUCCAUCAGAUGAGAGUGAAACAGAAGAUCAUUCUGAAACUGCCAGUUCUGUGGAAUCUCAACCUAUUCCAACAACUACUCCAUCACAUUCAGAGGAACCUGGAGCACCUGAACCAGUGGUUUCAGAUACUGAUGAUACUGCAUCUCAGCAAAAGCCAGUUGAUCAGGAUCAAACACACGAGCAAUCUCCUGACAUCUCUUCACACGAAAGUAGUAGUACAACAGAAAAAGGUUCAUCUGGUGGUGUCAUAGAACACGUGACUCAAGUAUCACAUCCUAUUGAACAUGCAACAAUUCCAGGUGAAGGUCUGGACACGUCAACGAAAAAGCCAAUUGAUGAAGGACAUGGUUCUGGAUCAAGUACUACUCCUGCUGUGGAUCAAAAACCACAACACCCCUCUCACCCUAGUCCAGAUUACGAAAAUUUCAAUACUGAUGAUGGAUGGUAUCCUCCAUCAACUGAUGAAGACUGGUCAGAAGGUUCAUUUGGACCUGGCACAUGUCGUUAUGGAGGAAAACUCUAUGUUUCAGCCCAACAAAUCCCUCGUGAUGAUCCCUGUGAUUUCUGUUUCUGCUUCCGUAGUGAUAUUAUUUGUCUCCGACAGAGCUGUCCACCCCCUAUUCCAGACUGCCAUCAAGAGCCAAUUGAAGGCUUCUGUUGCCCACGAUAUCAAUGCGAAGUAUCCACUGCCACAAUGGUAAAUGUAUCUACUACAACAACAACUACAACAACAACUCUCCCUCCUCACUUCUUGUCUCAUGCAUACAAAGGAGCUGCUGUAAAGACUGGUUGUCUCUUGCAAGGAAAAUCUUACAAAGUAGGAGAAAAAAUACAAGAAAAGUCAACACCAUGCCUUGAAUGCCUGUGCGGAGGAAAUGGUGAUAUGCAGUGUAAUCCAAGGGACUGCCAACCUGAACCAAUGCUGAGAAAAAUGAUAAUGGCUGCAGCUAGCAGGCGAAGAUGAAGACAGUUUCCUACAAAACGUAUAUGAAGUGCUCAAUUGGUUGACACUUCCCAUGAAAGGGAAGAUGAUUUGUGUUGAAACACAGAGACACUGUAGGAACAUUGCAGUUCUGACUAUUCAAAAGCGUGCCAAAAUGACAGGACAGAAACAUAGCAAUGUGAAUUUGUCAUGAUUGUGCCUUUCCUCAAAACCUCAACCCCCUAGUCUUUGUCUUGUACUAUUCAUAUUACUACAAUUUCUACUACUUUUGUUACUACUAUACGAUGACAUCCACAAUUACAACUAAUAUUACCACUAUCUCGUCGACUGUUACUCUGCAACUACGAUUACUUCUAAAAUAACUUCUAAUACUACAGGACUACUACAAUCACUGUUACUUUGGUACUAUAACUAUUACCAUUAUUACUAAUAAAACUUCUACUUACAAGUGAGAUCAAUCAAUAUUUUAUAAGAAUUAUUCUUAUAUUGUUGAUUCAAUUUGCAAUAUCUUGGACUCUCUAAACAAUACAUACUAGACUGAUAUUGUUAGAAACAAUUUUAUAAGAAUUUUGAGAAAUGAUGUACCAUGUCUGAUUUUUCAGAUAAAAUUGUACUGUUUAGAUAUAAGUCAUUUAACUAUUCCUGGUGAAUACAAUCUGACUAAUAGCGGGUUGCAGGAAAAUGAGAAGAAUUUGGCACGUCAUGUUUUGUAUCUUUUUUUUUUUUUAAUAUACAUAUAUAUAUUUCUCACUUACUGCAUUUGAGAGGGGGACAAAAUUAUAAUUGAUAGGUUGUUACAUAUUUGUAUAACACUUACUUAAUAUUUAUGACUGUGAAGAGAGAAAUGUGACGUGUGAAACAUAAGUAAUAUUAUGCCCUUUUGCCUUCUCUCAAUUUGUUGUAUGUGAAUGUUCCUAAUUUGUUUGAAUGGUAGAAAUGCAUUGAAAUUGCAUUGGCCCUAUUUCUUCUAAUUUUAUUUCGAUUUUCUCCUGUGCAUUGUUGAACAGUGAUAAAGAUAUUUCUACCACUUGAACUUUUUAGGUGGAGAAAUUGUACAUUUUUAUGUCGAAGGUAAUAUAGAUACAGUUCUAGUAUUUUUUAGUAUUUAUAUUAUAUACAUAUGUAAUUAUGUGACUCUAGGAUAAUAUUGUAAUCAAAUCUAUGCAAAAUUGAUUGAUUUGGUUUCUUUUCCCUUUUUUUAAAGAAUGAGCAUCUCAACAAAUUUUUCCAGUUUUGUACAAUAAAACAAAUCUUUUUUAACUUAUCUAUGUUAAUAAAGGAAAUGAAGAGGAUUUAGAGUCAUUUUUACAAAUAAAAACUUUAUAC
This is a messenger RNA of Gryllus bimaculatus (two-spotted cricket), 9537 nucleotides long. The record is from the annotation of a GenBank genome assembly. Lineage: Eukaryota; Metazoa; Arthropoda; Insecta; Orthoptera; Gryllidae.